Messenger RNA from Uloborus diversus, 681 nucleotides. RefSeq lists its product as uncharacterized. The coding region runs from base 1 to 681 and encodes 226 amino acids. The record is from RefSeq and is a predicted model, not a curated record. The transcript has a single exon. Gene Ontology annotation, molecular function: DNA binding. Gene Ontology annotation, biological process: DNA transposition; DNA integration. NCBI's taxonomy places the organism in Eukaryota, Metazoa, Arthropoda, Arachnida, Araneae, Uloboridae.
AUGGCUGGAAUCGGUAGUUGUGUUCGAGGAAGUGAUGUAACAGAGUUCAAAAAGGGGCAAAUUGUUGGCCUGUACCAAAGUGGGAAAAAAUGCAAAGACAUAGUUAAAAUUAGUGCUAUAGGAUUUCGAACUGUUCAACGCAUUACUAAAAGGUGCAAAGAGGGUGGAGAAGCUACCUGUUCGCGUUAUCUUUGUGGUCAUAAAUCCAUUCUGCACGAACGUGACCGGCGUUCUCUGAAGCGAUUAGUUAAGAAAAAUCGCAAGAAAUCGACCAUUCAACUCACAGCACUCUUCAACGAGGGAAGUAAAACAAUUUCCCAGCGAACAAUACCACAAGAAGUUCUAAAAUCGGGAGUAAGAAUCUGUGUUGCAAUAAGGAAGCCAUUUGUGAGUGCCAUUAAUCGGAGAAAGAGAUUGCAAUUUGCAAACGAUCAUAAAAAUUGGACUGUUAAUUAUUGGGGAAAGGUUAUGUGGUCCGAUGAGUCCAGAUUUAUGCUCUUUCAAAAUGACGGACGCGUCAGGGUUCGAAGAGAGCCACACGAGGCAAAUGCAUCCUACAUGUCUCAUUUCUGCUGUGAACUAUUUCGGAGGCAGUGUAAUGAUCUGGGUUUGUUUCUGCUCAUUUGGACUAGGCUCGGCUGCAUUGUGCACCAACCAAAUGAAGUCUGCACAGUACCUUAA